GUCUGUUGCGCACAUAAGCCACACGCUGUCCUCAUUAACGCCCUGGCUGGUUGUUUGUUUUUUGUUUGUUUAUUUCUUUUUGUAUUUAAUAACAUACUAAUCCCAAUCUUACGACAGUUUUUUUCGGUCAUUUGUUAGGUUCGCUUUUUCCCGACAUCCGUUUCGGCGCGCGCAACCCUUUCCCACCGCUCCCUUUGCUGGAAAUCCCUCAACGAAAACUAUCUUCAGGCACGGCACCGCCUUGACGAGGAAGGGGUUAGUGAGGUGGCUGGUGGGAGGAGAUGAGGAGGGAGAGGCGAGGGCGAGGAGGAAAGCGGCAACGUCCUCGGCAGUUAUCUCUCUUUGGCCGCAGCAUCUUUACAGACUGGCGAGUGUUGGGGGGAGAAGCCAGGAUGAGGAGGCAAGUAGCUGCGUGUGUGUGUGUGGAGGGUGCAGGAGGGGAACAGCUACUUCAUCGUACAAGUCUACCCCCGUCUCUCUCUCUCUCGGGUGUGACGUAGCGGGAGGGACACGCACACACACGCGCGCGCCGAGUCUUGAAGUUGUGGACUGAACUCGAGUGAGCAUGUCAGGCGUCUGCUGCCCGCACGCGGGGUGUGAAUUCCUCACUUCUGUGAUUCCUUCUUUCUGUGAGAGCACGUGCUAGACACAAACCUGGAUGUUUGCAGUGACAAGAACGGACAAAGAAACAGAAGCUUGUCGUGGAAGUCGUCCAACUACUUCAACAGUUCCGCAGUAAGAAUGUACGAGAACUACUUGUCUUUGCGGUGCCUUGAAAACCCUUUCCCUUUGAAGAAAAAAAACCUCCCACAAAAGAUCUCUACAUAACGGUAUAAGUGUGAGUUUGUUGAAGAUAUAACUUGUCGAGGUCUGUAAUGUCGCUAUCAUACCGUCUGCAAUCGUCAAACACUUCCAACUACUCGACGAAUAAUUAAAGACAUGAUGACUAUCAGCAGGGUGGUUAACAUGUGUGUACAAACAACACUGUUUUGAAGUCUACUGCAAGAAUCGAUAGCUUCCCAUCGAAGUGACAAUAGCAACCAGGUAAAUAGAGUGUAGAACUCUGUUUCAUAACAGGUCUAACAACAUCAGCAACAAUGACAUCAAAAGGAGGAUCCACCCGCUGUCGGCUCCAAGCGAACUGAUCACAAACAUGAGAGAAGAAACAAAUCCAUGGCAACGGCAGUUUUGACUCCUCGUGCUCGGAAAGAAAGAAAAAACUGCGGAAGGACGGCUGUGGAACUAGUGUAGGUCGUCUCAUCCAAACCGUGUCCACCUGCUGAAAUUUUGGGGUUCUGAGUUCGGAUCCAGCAAUUUCACCUGGUUAGGUGGUAACUCUGGAGAGUACUGCAGCACAAACAAGGUAGCGAUGACUCCGAUACCCUGACAGAAUCAAGAGUAAAUUAUUCAUGAAGACUGUGAUGUCAUGUUUACUGCUUCUCUAAGGGAUCGUUUGUUCAAAGGAAGAAAAAUAAAGUGGCAGAGGUCAGAUGAGUGAGUCUGGAAGACGAGCACUGUCUGUAGAGAUAAACAUUGUCUUGGUGACUGCUGUGAACUUUUUUUGUGAUUUAUAUGUCUGGAGCAUCGUGAGAUUCUCGAACUGACGUUGUGUUCAUUGUUUGACUAUGCGAAAACCGAGCGUUUUCCGAGAGUCAGAAGAGUGGACACUGAGAACUGCUUCGAAAGAUCGCUUGGACAUGGACAAGUAGCCGACUCUGUGUAGCACAGCAACGACUAACCAAUGCUAUUUGUGACUGCUUCUACUCACCAGAACCAUUUUACACACGUCACAUAACAAUUCCCACUGUAUACAUGCCAAGGCUGAAACAAACCAUUGUUAGCCCUCCAAGACGGACACGGUCGUCGCACACGCACACAGGACUAUCAUGGCUUGUGUACAGACUGCAACCCAUUGUUGCUAACCUUGGCCACAGGUCCUUGGCUUUUUCUUCAGGGAGAAGGACCGUCAGUCAGUAAUUUGACCAGUGGGCCGUCAAUCACUGGCUUCACGGUUCAUCGAACACAUCUCGGGGACAAAACACACAAAAGGCCGGCCAGUGGUGUGUAACGGCGAGGUGAGAUGCCAGUCGUAUAUACAUAAAUAACCACAGAUAAAUACAAGCUUGCCAGUCUUCACUGAAGUGGGUAUCGAAGCCACUUUGUCCGAGGCUCGAACCACCCUCCAGUAUGGGCGGAACGGUUUGUACCGGACACUUGCUGUCACCUUUGUGGACACAGGUCUGACAGCCCGGGGCACACCAAGUGUAUCUCCAUAUCCAACUGAUUUUGGAGGACUUUAUUGUGUGUUUGUCGAGGAUACUUCCACAAGCUACACACACACACUUCGUGACGACGCCUCAGAUGUCUGUAAGCAUCCCAACAGCAAAAAAUGCCGAAAGAAACGGUUAAUCAUUCGACUGGAGACAUUCUGUCCAGAUAUUUGAUGAAACCUAUGAAGACAGACGGUGAACUCUUCAAAGCUAACUAAAGGUCAUUGACAGGUGAACAUCUUAAAACUGUGUCUGAAUUUGCGAGCCGUGCUUGAACAUCAGCUGAGUGUGUGAACAUGUGCAGACUCCACCACAUCUGUCAUCGUCCUGGUGUGCAAACCAUUGCAUGCUCAGCCAAAGACAGUGUCCACGUUUCUGAAUACAGUACAUCAUCUCCAUAGUCUGCAGCCUUUGACCCUCGUUUAACGCCAUUUGCACCCCUCAUCGACCUCUGAACUUUAAACCAGUUUCUCUUAGACCGUCGUCGCCGGAUUCUCGCCACCAUGUACGGCUUGUUGAUCGAGUCCAUCAUGGAUUACAUCCGCAAAAGGUUCGGCGAUGAAGCGUGGGAGAGCAUUCGACAGAAGGCGGGGAUUCCCCACACGUGCUUCUCGACGCACGAGACCUACAGCGAGCAGCUCAUCCCCAAGAUUGCCGACUCCGCAUCCCAGGUCAUCGGACUUCCGGAGGACGAGCUGAUGGAUGCUUUCGGCGUUGCCUUCGUCAGCUUUGUCGGCCAGUACGGCUACGACAGUAUAUUGAAGGUCUUGGGUAGACACAUGCGCGACUUUCUCAAUGGUCUUGACAAUCUACACGAGUACUUGAGGUUCAGCUACCCGAAACUGCGGCCUCCGUCUUUCUUCGUGGAGAAUGAAAACAAGAAUGGUCUCACCCUGCACUACAGGUCUCGCCGCAAGGGCUUUGUCCAUUAUGUUAAGGGUCAGAUUCGGCGGGUGGGCGAGCUCUUCUACAGCACCAAGGUGGACAUCUUCGUUGUCGGCCAGCACUUCAACAAGGACGACAACACGACUCACGUGACAUUUCGACCUUUUGACAACGUGGCCUUCAAAGACACCCGGAAAGCUUACGAGGACAGUGUGGUGGACAACAUCCCACUUAGAUCGGAACUUCUCUUUGAGCUCUUUCCCUUCCACGUGGUCUUCUCGCGCUCCAUGGAGAUCCGCAGCGUGGGCUCGGCGCUGGCCGCCGUCAUCCCGGAUGCUGUUGGCAGGAAGCUGACGGAGAUGUUCUUCCUGGCGAGACCCAUCACACAGUUCACGUGGGAAGAGGUGCUGGCUCACACCAACAAUGUGUUCGAGCUGGUGUCCAUGAAGAUCGUGAAGAAGGAGGGCCACCCGGAGUCGGAGAAAUCCAAGAAGGAGGAGAAGCAGCAUAGUGACUCAGACAGCGAAAAAGAGUAUGACGACGACCAAGUUCGCCUUCAUGUCAAAGGUCAAAUGAUGUUUAUGUCGGAGUGGGAUUCCAUUAUGUUCCUGGGAACGCCAAUCAUGAAGUCUCUAGAUGACAUGUUCAUCGGUCUCUACAUCAACGAUCUGAGCAUGCACGAUUCCAGCAGAGACCUCGUUCUGGCUGGGACGCAACAGUCGGCGGAACUAAAGCUUGCACUGGACCAGGAGCAGGAGAAGAGUCGUCUGCUAGAAGAAAGCAUGAAAAAACUGGACUCGGAAAUGAGACGGACAGACGCCCUGCUGUACCAGAUGAUCCCCAAGCCAGUGGCGGACCGCCUGCGGCGCGGCGAACCUUCUGUUAGCACGUGUGAGGUGUUCGAGAGCGUGACCAUCCUCUUCAGCGACGUCGUCGGCUUCACCACCAUCUGCAGCCGCAUCACUCCGAUGGAGGUGGUGUCCAUGCUGAACGCCAUGUACACGGAGUUCGACAAACUGAGUGAGAAGCACGAUGUGUACAAGGUAGAAACCAUCGGGGACGCGUACAUGGCCGUGGCUGGAGCUCCAACGGUGACUCGCUUUCACGCGCUGAGCAUGUGCAACAUGGCGCUGGACAUGCUGGAGGCCAUGCACCAACUCAAAGACCCGUCCACCCCUCAAGACAGCAUGAAGAUCCGCGUGGGAAUCCACACAGGGACGGCAGUAGCCGGUGUAGUAGGAAUCAAGAUGCCUCGCUACUGUUUGUUUGGGGAUACAGUCAACACAGCUUCCAGAAUGGAGACCAACGGAGAGGCAAUGAAAAUCCACAUUAGUGAGACCACCAGGGAGGAACUGCGUUUGUAUCCAUACAAGGUGGAGUACCGCGGGGAGAUCGAAGUCAAGGGCAAGGGUUCGAUGAAGACUUACUGGCUGACCGGUCGUGACGACGACCCCAGCCACCAGCCAGGCUGCCCCUUCGUGCAGCUGAUGGAGCAGGAGCGUCUGCAGCAUGCCCGCGAGCGCCGCGACUCGGACGCCGCCACCGCCAACAUGUGUCCGCACCGCCCCGUCUACUCCCCCGUCUCCUUCGACGACCUGCACGCCGACUCCACCCCGCGCAUGUCUCCCGUGGCAACCACCCAUUUCUCCCCCAGCAAAGUCCUCGGCAGCGUCGGCGGGGUGGAGUCUCGGAAGGGCAGCAAGGCUUCGGGUACCGUGUACGGGACCGGAGGGGACAACUCUAAGUUAUUGCCCUCGUCGUCGAUCGUCACUUCAUCGUCUGCGCCGUACGGGGGAAACAGCGUUGGCAGCGCCAUGGUCAAGCCGAUGCAAGCUGUGCCACCCCAACUGACCGCUGACGUGGCCUCCCAGAAACCCUCAGCUGGGGAGGUCCACGGAGAGGUUUCCCAACAACAACAACCGCAGCAACAACAUCUCAAUCACCUCCACAAGCACAAGGUCAGCGCGGGGCUGCAAGGCCUGCACCAGAAGCAGCAGACGACGUCGAUAGCGGUGACAACCACCACAUCACCGACAGCUCCGCCAACGGUUCCUGCGCCCUCCACCAACUGCAACAGCAACGCCGUGCUCAACAACAACGACAAAGCUCAGCCUGCCAGCUCGCAGGCGCAGGAACGCAUCUAUCCAAUCAAAGACCUGGACAGUGGCAAAGGACCGGUCAACGGAGCUCGAAAAGCCAACGUUGUUAUCAAACCAGCCGCCAAGUCGCAACCUGAGACGAUUUCAGGUAGUCGUAAGCAGGACCAUCCAGAGAAAGCCCGCAGCAAAACAUGUUUGAUAGUUUAGCAUCAGCCCUGUACCUUCCGCUACCCAUUAUUUCUAGUGAUUUCCACAAACUGAAAAAUAAUAAACAUUGCAGAACGUGACAGAACAGGCGCAGUUCGAUUCUCUGUGGUGUCAGAACAGGCGCAGUUCGAUUCUCUGUGGUGACAGAACCGGAGCAGUUCGAUUCUCUGUGGUGUCAGAACACACAAAGAUGGUGCUGAUGUCUUGUCCAUGUCUGUGAAGUGUCCAAUGAGAAAUGAGAUCCAGCGCCGUGACGUAGCGAUGCUGCUGUUGUUUGACCUCUGAACUCACACCAUAUAUCCACUGAAGUCGUUUUAAAACCUGUAAAAAACACUUAGUCCCUAAACAGACAAUCAUAAUUAUUUAUAGUCAAUUCCUGGGUUGCUCGAGUUGAGCAGAAGUCUUGUAACGAUCGAGUUACAUAUUCGUGAAUUUAGGCACCGGUCACAGGAAGGCCUGUUAGUGACCGCAUGGCUUCACAUGGCUGAGUCGUCGCCAUGGAGUUCCCAGAUCCAGACCUGCAGGAGAGGGUGUGGUGGGUAGGAAGAGGGGAAAAUAAGAGAGUCAUGGGGUGACAAAUCGUGAAAUUGAGAAAGUUCACAAGUGUUACAUCACCUGGCUUCAAUACGAUGAAAAACUCUAGCACCACUAAAGUACUCAACCACAAAAUAUUAUUAUUAAGUACUCCUGGUCUAGUUCUGAAACACUUAACCUUUGCCCCCCCCCAAUCAUUUCUGUUUGUGCAAAUAUGAACAAUGAACCAGCAGGCGUUCAUUAUCUUGGGCUGUAGGACUGAGUGAAACUUAAUUAACUACUUGUGAACGAUGGGCUAGACUUCUUUGCGAAAGUUGCCAGAUAGGCCUCAGAAAGUACUUUAUUUACACAUAAAGAUCUGCAGGGUCCCGCCUUAACUUGAAGUGGAUUUUUUUUCAUUCGACCGAUGUGAUGCUCUUAUCUGAGGAAUUUCUCCCAGGUGUAUCACUCACAGGUAAUGAUCCACUAGUAUGGAGUGCGAUGCUAACUUUCCUUAAAAAGAAAAAACAUGUCAGAACAUGUGAGCAGGAUCCACUCGGCAAAUGUUAGAAGCAGGGUAGUGCCAGAGCAAAAGUCACAAAAGUGGACAAAACACAUUGAAGAAUCCAUGAUGCCACACUGUCAUUGUUUUUAGAGACGACAACAUGACGAUCAGAAGCAAUGGCACUGCUGCAAGAGGCCUUCGUUCCUCAGUAACAGGUGUUCUUGAGACAAGGUAGACAUGUCCUGGUUCAGGAACUGGGAGCAGAACUUUGUUGCAAGAACAAUGAUGGGAUUUUAUUUUUACAUCGCUGUUGCAACAAAAAACCUGCUAUUGUAAUAACAAUAAACUUGACUUGCCAAUACCAUCAUUACAACAGAGAAGUACUUUAUGUUGUUGUUGAUAUCAUAAUAAAAGGCAGUUGUGUGAUUAUGACCGGAAGUGAUGUCAGUGUUGUGAUCGAAUGCAGGAUGAAACAAUUCAGUCCCCAAUGUCGUGUUGGCAUAGUUUGUUCCAAGCCAUCUGAGUGAUCCAAAAUCUGAACUUUUCUUUAAUUCAUCAAUCUAUCAAUCAACAAUCAGUCAACUUAUUGAAUCAAUCAAUAAAAUUCUCGAGAAUAUUUUUCCAGGAAGAAAUGUGAUGUGUAUAAUAUGUGAUAUGAACUUCGUGGUCACUCACUGCAGGACCUGCUGAGUCGUGAGGCAUCAGCCAAGGCUCAUAAGAAUCCCAACAAACUUCUACCUGAGUUCUGCGGCAGUACAAACAGUUCACAGGCCUCUGAAUUCCUGGAAGAGGAUGGACAAAGAACCCAGGGCCACAGAUACAAAGGGUAUCUUUCUAACUGUACAGUUCAUUGUACUUUAGAUACAGCACAAACAAAACCUGGCUGUAAAUUUUUUUUAAUUCUGAUGACUGCCAACUGUAAAAGCAACAUUUGUUGUGAAUUCUGGUCUGCUAAAAGUAGAAUGGGUUAUGAAGACUACUGUUCUGUUUAUAGAAUCUUUAAGCCACAAAAUUCCUUUUAUCUGAAAGCUGGGGCUUAAAUCAGUUUCAUGAGCAUCUCACCUGCUUCUAGCAAUUAGAACAUUUCUUUAAUUUAAUUUAUACUUCUUUUUUCGUUUAUGCAAAAGCCUCAUUACUUGAAUACAUUGAAACUCGACCCUAAGUAUCAACUCAUGUAAGUCUGCCUUCAAAAAAAAAACUGAAUUGUUAAAGAGAGAAGCAGAUGGGAGGGUCUCAUACAGUGUGGUAUUGGCAUGCCUGAUGCAGAAUGUGUUGAAGUGUGCAGGUAACAUAAGAUUGAAGGUGUACUGGGAUUUACAUGUUAAUACAUGUAACACUACAGUGUUCUCUGGUUCUGCUUCCUGUAACAUUUGCAAAAAUUGUUGAUUCAAACUGGUAUGAACCUUGACCUGCAGAAUCAAAGUCCAUUUUUGCCUUAACUGCGAUACAGCAAAUGUGCCUCAUUUCUGGGUUUGUUUGUGUUUUUAUUUCUUCUUCUACUUAUUAUUAUUAGUUCUUCAAGUGUCUUACAUUAACAGAGCACUGAUUGUCAUUUCCCCAUAUCAUACUUCUGAAAAAUGCAAACAAAAUUUUUAAAAAAACCUGUGUUUUGAUCCAUGCUGUAUGCUUUCUACUAGUUUGCGUUGAUCGAAUAAUAAUAAGUAUUUUCAAGCGAAACAUAAAUGUCAUGCUAAACUUGCAAGAAAAAAAGUCAAAACUUCUGGAUGUUGGGUGGAUUUUUGUUAUUGCCAUUUUGCUAAGAGUGAAUGCAGAUAUACUGUUUGACAAAGCUAUAGUUUCGUUACCUCGAUACAGAUUGAGAAUACUUGUUCCAUGUUCCAGACAUUUAUUACAUGCUUUGCAGGAUAAAAUAACGGCUCGCCAAAUUAACUGUUCUCAAAUUUUGCUCCAUUAACGGGAUUGCGCGUAAACCUUGUUCAUCACCCUUCAUACUACAACUGUUUUGAAAAAGCUCUCAGAACGAGACUUGCAUAUCAAGAUUUACAAUUUAUCAGACUUUCCAACAUCAGCAGCUUAACAAGAUGCUGCUUGAUAGAACUGUUUCCUCCUGGGCUCCACAGAUGCCUCGAAGAUUAAUUUUCUGCUACUCAUUUGCAGACUGUAGGUGAUGACUGAUUCUUUUUGGUGGGGCUAUUUAUUCUGUUUUUAAUUAGAACAUGGCAACAGCAUGAUCCGAAAACACCGAAGCUACACUUCAGGUUGUUUACAGAUAGCAGGACUUCUUCAAAAGAAAUACAAAGUCUUCUUUAAUAAACUGGCACUUGUGUAAUUGGCGCCAUCAGACUUUGAACAAAUAGUGUGUGUGUGUGUUCUGGAAGUGGGUUUGCAGUAAUGUGACCAGUCGUGUGAGAAGUCAUUUUCCUCCCUUACCAUGGUUGUCUUACUCAAAAUGAUGAAGGUUUAACUUCUUGAUUUUAAACAAAAAUCAUGGUAGGUUUGUCCAACCCCUCAGUUUCCAGGUUGAUUAUGCUCAAAUUUAAAACUUGGUGCGUUUAUAAACUGUGCUGAUUAAUGACAAAAGAUGGUCAUAAAUUUUAUAUUUCAGUUAGAUAGAUGUUUCUGCUAUUUUAUUUUCGGCGGUAAUGCCCGUUGCAGAAAAAUUGUAAAUGAUGUGUUUAUGUCAAAGAUAUUGACCUUUUCUAGACUACUUACAUUAAAACUUUCAUGAUCAGUUGGAAGUGAUAGUCAUGUGCAAGAUAACCCGAUAAUUCUUGAUAAUUAUAUUUAUCAAAUUCA
Messenger RNA from Pomacea canaliculata, 9236 nucleotides. RefSeq names its product soluble guanylate cyclase 88E-like. The record is from RefSeq and is a predicted model, not a curated record. Lineage: Eukaryota; Metazoa; Mollusca; Gastropoda; Architaenioglossa; Ampullariidae. Gene Ontology annotation, cellular component: guanylate cyclase complex, soluble. Gene Ontology annotation, molecular function: guanylate cyclase activity; oxygen sensor activity; heme binding. Gene Ontology annotation, biological process: response to oxygen levels; cGMP biosynthetic process; nitric oxide-cGMP-mediated signaling.